AUGCUUUUUUGUUAUUUUGCACUGCUAACAUUAUGCUCUGCGAGUUACCUACAAUGUUGUUUUUACUAACAAACUUGUUUCAUGUAUACAGCAAUUGGGGAAUAAAUAAUAACUAUAUACAGUUAGAGGUAAAGAUUAAACAGCUGUGUAAAAUUCGAAUGACCAGAGUAUUACCCAAGCCCUCGGGGCCUUAUUCCGUUGGUUGUUUCGACGUCAGCACAAAAUGUGGGGAAGACCGUUGUUUAUUUCGUUUGUAUUACCCAACCAAACCACAAGAGGCAGUUUCUAGUGAAAACCCACUAUGGCUGCCAUGCAAGGAGUACGCUAGUGGAUUCACAAGUUUUGUUAACAUACCUUCAUUCUCGUGGUUGUUCCGUUGGUUUUUCUCAAGUACAAGGAUACCUGUAAGUUGGAACGGCGAUCUUCAGAUGCCAAAAAGUGUCCAAAAACUGCCGGUAGUUUUGUUUUCCCAUGGCCUAGGUGGUAUACGCACAACAUAUAGUAAUGUAUGCACUGAUCUUGCCUCGUAUGGAACACUGGUUGCUUCCAUUGAGCAUUCAGAUAAAUCGGCUUCUGCAACUUAUUAUUUAGAAGAGAAAGUAAACCUGGAAAGUGGGGAUUCUGAAAAAGUUGUUGAGAAAAAAUGGCUCCCAUUUCACAAAGUUAGUGGAGGGGAACCUGCAGAGCAUGAGUGUCGGAACAAACAAGUGCGCCAUCGAGCGGCAGAAUGCUGUAAAACUCUUGACAUUCUGCAACUUUUGAACGAAGGUAAUUUGGAAACUGUUGAAGGAAAUGAGAAUCUACAUCAAUUCAAAAAUGCCCUCGACCUCGAAAAAUGUGCAGUUUUGGGACAUUCUUUUGGAGGGGGUACGGCAGUUGCUGCAUUAUCAAUGGAUGAACGAUUUAAAGUCGGAAUUGGGUUAGACUCUUGGAUGUAUCCUCUUGAUAAAACAAUGUACGCGACCAUUAACCCUGUCCCAUUUCUGUUCAUCAACAGUGAAACUUUCCAAUGGCCGUCGAAUGUUGCAAAAAUGCGGAAAUUAGAUUCAAACACCUUCAAUAUAGAAGCUCAAAGAGAAAUAAUAACCCUUGUCGGAACUUCCCACCACUCACAGUGUGACUUUCCUUUGUUAUUACGAUCCCACUUCUUCUCAAAGUCAAUUGGAAUCUCAGGAACGGCAGAUCCUGUAGGAGUCGCGAAACUGAACAACGAAAUAGUCCGCGCUUUUAUCGGAAAACAUCUCGGACUUGAGUUCGGAAGAGACUUGGAGAGUUUGAUCCAAGAAAAUGAGGAUGGCAUUAUCAGAGGAUCAAAUCUUAAACUGGAUGAGAGCAAGAUUGAGGAAUCAAAAGAAGCGUUGAGGGAAUUGAAGAAAACAAAUUAUGAAGUUUUUUUUUCCUGCAAUAGGCCUAUAUACCCCUUCUAGUUUAAUUUAAGAUAAAAAUUUCGGGUUUCCAAACCUUUUUGACUUUAUAGAGAAGCACUAUUGCAAUUGUCUGUAUAGUAGGGUAGGGGUAAGACGGUCCAGGUUUUACUCUCUUUCGAUAUUAAACAAAGAAUAUUUACAUGAUUAUAACAUUAUUGCAAAACUCUAAAAGAGCAUUGUUAAUUGUUAAAAACAUGAUUAAGAAAUUAAGGACCUAACGGUACCCAUCUUACCCAACAGAACUAUAGUAACGAAAUCAUUACACCUUGCAUCUUGUGUAUAAGCACUUGAAUUCAACCUGGCAUUACUGCAAAUGUUGCCAGUGUUUCCAGCUACUUUUAUGCAGCGUUUCUUCAACUAUUCUCUCGCAAUAAUUACACUCAAAAUCUUUCAAUGUUGCCAACUUAGUAUUUAACCACUUACACAAGCAUACUUUUAAUAAGAAAAA
This is a messenger RNA of Ciona intestinalis (vase tunicate), 1875 nucleotides long. Its product is annotated as platelet-activating factor acetylhydrolase. Gene Ontology annotation, molecular function: 1-alkyl-2-acetylglycerophosphocholine esterase activity. NCBI's taxonomy places the organism in Eukaryota, Metazoa, Chordata, Ascidiacea, Phlebobranchia, Cionidae. The record is from RefSeq and is a predicted model, not a curated record.